UGAUAAUACCCAUAAUCAUUAUUUAGAAAAAACUACAAAUACUACAAAACUACAUAUCCUCUUUUCCCGGCUUUAAUGGUAGAAUAUCGCAACAGCGCCCCCGGUUUUAAUGGUGGAAAUGCAGUAAUGCUUUCCCGCCUUAAAUGGUUUAGUUAAACAAAGUCUCCAGCAGUUGGAGUUUAAUGUCUGCAGAUCAGAUUCGGGAGGUUUUUCCUCCCCUGACUCGGCACCUCUCUGCUGCCUUUCUCCAGUCCUAAACUCCAGUAAAUAUAGGAGUCAUUCCCAACUGUAAAUCUAUCCUCGUCCAUAACAUCCUCUGCAUAUUUUUGGGAUGCAAUACUAGUUUGCAAAAAGUGCGAGGAAGUUCAGUUUGAGCAGCUUCUAGAGCCCGUCCCCUGGGUACCAACUCUGGAUGCACAAACAGGUUUUGCAGCAGUUUUUUCCCAGUCUUUAUCGCACUCUGAAAGGAGUUUAUUGCUUUGAUUGAAUCCAUUUUCCAUCAACACUGAUUGGACAUGAACAUAAAAGAAAUAAACUCUGUAAAACCCUCCUGGAUCUGCUGGAAAAGUCCUCGUCAAGUUCUGUUAUCACAGAACAUUUAACUGCAACAAAUAUACUUUUACAAAGAGCUUUUACUUGUAGUGAAGUAUUUUCUCAGGGUGGUAUUAGUACUUUUACUGCAGUAACGUCUCUUCCACCUUUGGACAGAACUCAUGUAGCUGCUUCACCAUCAUUUCUUUAUGAAAACUUGAAGGUAAAACAAAAAUAACGUUAUGACUUUUGUUGGUCCAGUUCACUUCACUUCUUUCACUAUAAUUGGACUUUCUUUUUUAUUCCUUCUCAUAUUUUAUCAAACCUAAACAGACUGAUUCAUGCAGAGGCUUGUUUUAUUAAUCUCUCAGUUUGUCCUUUGUCCUCCCUCCUGGUUGAGGUGAAGUUUCUCUCUUUACAGCCUGUUCUGUCUGCUUCCCUAGCCUUCUUUAUUUGCCUCUCAUGUCCCAGUAAUCCAGCGUUACCUGCUCAGGUGGCUGUCCUUCCCUGUGCUCAGUGCCGCUCUCUCUCAGCGGCGGCAGCGUCUCAAGAGUGUCUCAUUGUGUUUCAGCAGAAAUAAGACAGAAGAGGAGUUCCCCUUCACUUUGACCAGCUUUACUCUUUGAACACUAAGUGACAGUAACUUCCCCCGGUCCUUUAACAGCUUAGAAGUCUUUGUCUUGACCUGCUGGUCUGAAGCCGGACAGCCGCUCCACUUUGGCGUCAUGUCUCAGAAGUCGCAGUCAGACGGCGGUCAGAAACACUUCGCCGUGGGUCGGGGGCUCCUGGCCGCCGCAGAGACCUUGAACUACAGCAUGAACGAGCAGCGAUCCAGUCGGCAGAUGGGGGGCGUGUCCUCUGGCAUGGGGGUGGGCGGCGGCAUGGACGGCCACGACGGCGGCGGCGGCUCGCAGACGUCCCGGCGCGCCGGCAGCCACAUUGGCAACACCAUGAAGCUGUUUGCCAGCUUGGGGCUGUCGCCCUCCGACCUGGACGCUCUGGCCGAGAUCCCAGAAGAGGACAUCAGCGUGGAGACGCUGCCGCACUUCCUCAUGCAGCUCAAGAGCCGCAAGGGAGACGCAGGGGAGCGCCGCGGGGCGUCCUCUGACGCCGGCUACCGAGGAGGAAGAGACGGCUGGGAUGACAUGCACAUGGGCAGGAUGGGCGGUCCUUCUCUGGGCUCCGGUUCAGCCCGGUCCCAGACCUCUGCAGACUUUGGGUACGGGUCCCUGCAGGACGUGGCGCCCAGCCGGGGCUACGGUUUAAGUUUCGGCAGUGGAGGCGGUGGCGGCGGCAGAGAGAGGUCGUACUCUGAGCUUUCUCAACACGAGUCCUACAGCGGGCUCGGCAUGGGUCCGUCAUCGUCCGAGCCCGUCUUUAUGCAGAGGAGGAUCGGCUCACCGUCCAACGGGAAAGUCCAAGACUUCUUGGGAGUCUUGCCCCCCAUGUUCCCCCACGUGUGCUCUCUUUGUGACUUUGACGUUCACUCCACCCUGGAGUGGAACCAGCACACUAAUGGACUUCGACAUGCAGAAAACAGACGUGUGCUGCUUGACAUGUAUCCGGACUGGGACCCUGGCAUGUCCUCGGGCAGAGGCGCUCUCCUGGAAACGCCCAACAUGUCUGCAGGGCUGCUGGGAGCCGCCCCCAUGUCCUCGUCUCAGACGUCCUCCAGCUGGGGAGGAGGAGGAGGUCCUGGUCUGUCAGGGAAGAACCAGCUGGGACAAAAUAAGCUGAGGAGCAGGGUGGUGGUGGUGAACUACGACAGGAAACCUCUCAGCAACAAGACUCUGUUCGCCUUCACCGAGCCGUUCGGCGUCCUGCGGGAGCACCUGGUCCUCAAGAACAAGGCCUUCCUGGAGAUGAACAGCCACGAGGAGGCCGUGGACAUGGUCAACUACUACGAGCAGCACCAGGCGGCGCUCUACGGCAAACCCAUCAACUUCUACCUGUCCAAGAGGCUGCUGGUCAUCGAGAAAGACCAGCGGGCCUCAGACAGGUCCAUGGACAGGUCGAUGGACAGGUCGAUGGACAGGUCCAUGGACAGGCCCAUGGACAGACCUGUCAGGGAGGUGAAAGGUCAGGGCAGCCGUGUGGUUUUCUUCUUCAACCUGCCCAGACAGGACGAGAAGAAGAAGGAGCUGCUGACCAUCGCCGAACGCUUCGGCAUCGUAGAGAAACACCUGUUCCUCACCGACCAGGCGUUCGUCCAGCUCGGGACUCCGGAGGACGCAGAGAUGUUGGUCAAGUAUUACAGCGUGAACCCGCUCAACAUCGACGGGCGACCCAUCCGCCUCAACAUCUGCGCCAAGUACAAGACGCUCAAUGUGAACCGAAGACAAGGAGGAGACGGUCGCAGCCAGAGGAGCGGAGGAGGAGCAAACGCCUCCUCCGGAUCUGCAACCAGGUCCUCCUUCAACCCCCCCAGGACCUCCUCCACCUCCUCGUCCAGAUCCCAGUCCAGCUCCAGGAGCAGAGAGGAGAAGAAGAAGGAGGAGGAGAACAAACAGAAGCCUGAGGAGCAGCAUGCAGCAGAGGAGGAGCAGCAGGAGGAGGAGGAGGAGGAGGUGUCAGGAGUGGUGGAGGGGGAGGACGGAGGAGAAGAGGAGGAGGAGGAGGAGAAGGUAACUGAUGGAGAUGCAGAGGAGGAGCAGCCUGAAGCAGCAGAGUCUGUGAUGGAAACAACAGAGAAGUCUGAGGAGGUCCAACAGCAGGAGGCUCCUGGCGCUGAUGAUGUCACUGUGGGCGGGGCCGAGGGAGCGGUGAGGCAGGAGGCGGAGUCAGAGGGAGCGGCAGAACCCACAGAACCAGGAACCACGAGUGAAGAACACGAGAACAAAGAAGAAACGAGCGCAGAACCUGCAGAGAGCUCCGAGACUGCAGACCCAGACCGGCCCGAGGACCCGUUCGAUCAGGACUUCCUGGAGAACAUGGAGGACUUUGUGACGUUGGACGAGCUGGCGGAGGACGAGGACGAAGCGGACGAAGAGUCCGACUCCAUCGACAACACGAGGACAGGGCUCAGCUUUAACGGUGGCGGCUCUCUUGCUGUCCAGGGCAUGAGGGUGGUGAACAUCGUCGGCUUCAGACGAGGUUACAACUUCAUGAACGAGCUGCUGGGACUCGCCAAACCUUUUGGGAAGGUGGUGAAACACCUGGUGCUGGACUUAAGAUCUGAGGCGUACCUGCAGUUCGCCACAGAAGAAGAAGCUCGAGCGAUGGCGAGUUUCUAUAACGGGAACAUCAAGGCGUCCGUGUGCGGCCGCCAGGUGAGAGUCAGCCACUCCACCAGCUACCCGACCAUCCAGUGUGGCUCCAGCAGGGUUGUGUAUGUGGGUCAGAUCCCCAACAGUAAAUAUUCUGACGCUGCGGUGCUGAAGCUGGCCGAGCCGUUCGGGAGAGUCAGCAAGUAUUUCCUCAACCGGCUCAGGAGAGAGUGUUUCCUGGAGAUGGAGAAGGCGGAGGAGGCGGAGAAGAUGGCUGAAGAAUAUAAAACCAAUCCUCCAAAGUUCCACGGGAAACGUCUGACCGUCUACGUCAGCAGGAAGUACCGGCAGCUCAAACACGGACAUCGGUGUCCUGGAGCAACGAAGAGAGAAAACAACAGCAACACGCCCCCCAAAACCUCCAAACUACCUGAACCAGCUGAGGAACCUGCAGCCAAGAAAGCCAAGGAGGAGAAACCAGAGGAGCAGCAGGAGCAGCAGGAGAAACCAGAGGAGGAGCAGAAACCAGAGGAGGCUGAGAAGGAGGAGAAGCAGCAGGAGGAGCAGAAGGAGAAGGAGGUGGAGGAGGUGCAGAGAGGAGAAAACUUAGCUGAGAAGAUUCCUGAGGAGAAGCAGACGAUCCAUCAGGAGCAGCAGGAGGCGAAGCAGGAGCAGCAGCAGGAGGUGAAGCAGCAGCAGGAGGAGGAGAAGAUGGAGACGUCGACCAAUCAGAGCAGAGAGACGGCGGCGCCCCCGCCGGCGGAGACCAGAGUCAGCGUGGCGUCUCUGCCGCUGCCGCCGCACGACCCCGACACGCCCAUCGGUGUGGAGCAUGUGAAGAUGGGUUAUUACUGCCGCGUCUGCUUCCUGUUUUACUCCAACGAAGAAAUGGCGAAAAAAACUCACUGCAGCAGCGCAGCACACUACGACAAACUACAGAAACAUCUGGAGAAGGAGCAGGCCAAAGCAGAGAAGAAGAAAGGGAAGAAGAGCAGCUCCUGAAGAGUCAAACUAUUUUAUUUUACUGUUUUUUAAUCCUGAAAAUGUUGAAUAAAUCCAUGAGUCACACACGACGUCUUCAAAUGUUUAUUAAGAAAUUAAUAAACCUGUGGAAACAAAUGAGAUCAAAAUACUGUAUCAGAUUCAUUGAUUAUACUUAAUUGAUUUAUUGGAUAAUUGGUUAAUUGUGUUUAAAAGACGUCGGACUGUGACUUUAUGAACCCAACGAUCAAAUAAUCAGCAGAUUAUUGAAUGAGAAUAAAAGUCUGAAUGUUUCUGUGACUGUUUGAAUAAAGGAAUAGUUGCUCUGGUUAGCCUAGCUUAGCAUUAGAGCCCCCAAACUUUUCUGUUUUUACUUUAAAAACAUUAAUUUACGUCCAAAAGCUGCAAAGUGAGUCGUUGUAAGAAGUCGAGCUGUUCACCUUUUGUUGUUCUGAGUUUUUUAUGUUGAUGAAUUAUUUGCAUGUUUUAUAGAAUAAAACAGUUUCCACAAAUGA
Messenger RNA from Centropristis striata (black sea bass), 5233 nucleotides. RefSeq names its product matrin 3-like 1.2 (gene matr3l1.2). The record is from RefSeq and is a predicted model, not a curated record. Gene Ontology annotation, molecular function: RNA binding; zinc ion binding. Bases 1257 to 4739 code for a protein of 1160 amino acids. Lineage: Eukaryota; Metazoa; Chordata; Actinopteri; Perciformes; Serranidae. The transcript has 21 exons. Gene Ontology annotation, cellular component: nucleus.